UACUUUUGUUCGAGUAAAGACUUAAAAACGUCCUUCACCACCACCACACACUUUAUUCUCGGCGACGUCUCCCCACAGUGGUAUUACUUGUGCUCUCUUUGAGCACUCCAUGAAUUCCAUUCCGCCUUUUACUUUUCGGCAGCGCACUCUCCGCACAGGACUUCCCAUUGACUUUGCAAGGCUGCAUUCAACCCACCACAAGUCCCAAGUUUCGGAGUGCAAGGGAGAAGAAGCCCCAUAGUGUCGAUCUUUUUUAUUUGCGUAAUCUUUUUGAAAAGAAAAAGAGAGAAAAACACGAGAAGGGAUCCGUUUUACCUGUUGAUGAAGUCCCACCGGGCGUGGGACGCAGCGGAGCAGUCGGGUUUCUAGAAGAAAAGUCUGAAAUAGGUGCACCGUUCCAGUGGCCAGGAGGCGUGAAGGACCCUCGUAUUCCCCCCUUUCCCCCAGCAUUUACAGCCUGUGCUGGGUCGGUGGAAAAUGGGCACUCUGACCACUUCGAUCUGUGGACUUAUCCUCUCUUUCAUACUCACAUCGCAGCUUUUUACUGUGACACAGGCCUCCAAGGUAUGGGGAGAGGUUCCUCUGCCAGAAGAUUUGGAGGCAGAAAAAACUGUCCAGGGAUCUCAGAGUUUACUGGAUGAUGAUGAGGACUUUGCAGCUGAUGAAGCGUCAGGAGACCAGCCCAGUGGAGAGGAAUAUGGAAGCACACCGUGGCCUGAUAGCACAACACAUUGGUUGGAUUCUUCAUAUCUGAGGAACAUACAGAACCCAAGUGAGCACGACCAAAUUUAUUACAGAGCUUCUGUCAACUUCACCUCCCUGGUCUACAGUCCCGAAUACGAAGAAAUCUUCUCUCGUGAAUUUAUCGAGCUUACUGAAGCAGUGGUGGACACGCUCGAGUCAGAGUACAACAAGAUUCCAGGUGUCCAGACAGUCAGUGUGAUCCUUGUUAAAAAGGAGAUAAGAGAGGAUGGCGUUGAUGUAUUUGUGGAAAUAGAUGUGGGAUCUGAAUACAACGCCAAUGAGGAACAGAUCCGCAGCGUGCUGUACAACGUGGUGAAGGAAGGAGCAAUUGCUUCCUACAGCACUUCGGUCCAGGGCUUUCAGUUCAGACGGCUUGGAGUAGCUGAACCUUUGCCUUCAGCGGAGCAUGUAGCAGACCCAGUAACCCCCAGUGUGAGACCCUGCAUGCCAGAUGAGCACAGGUGUGGUGAUGGGACAUGUAUCCUAAUGGAAUACCUGUGUGACAACCGACAAGACUGCAGAGACAUGAGUGAUGAGCUCAAUUGUGGGCCGAUUAUUCCGAUCAUCACAACCCCUGCCACCACAGUUGAUACAACCCAGAAGGUAGUGCGUCCCCCCGGCCAACCUGGACCCUGCAGAGUGGAUCAGGCUACAUGUCAGACUGGAGAGUGUAUACCUCGUGACUAUAUCUGUGACGGUCAGCGGGACUGCCCAGAUGGAAGCGACGAGUUUAGAUGUGGUACUCCAUCUCCCUGUGAACCCAAUGAGUUCAAGUGUAAAAACGGUCGCUGUGCACUCAAACUUUGGCGCUGCGAUGGAGAUAAUGACUGUGAGGAUAACUCAGAUGAAACCGACUGCCCCUCCAAGGGCCCCGAUGACAGGUGUGCUCCUGAGCAGUUUGAAUGCCUGAGUGAUAACAAAUGUAUCCCAGCUAGUUACCAGUGUGAUGAAGAGCCAGACUGUGAAGACCGCUCCGAUGAGUAUGGCUGCACCCCUCCUGCUGUAACAAGCCCCCCAGAAGAGUCAGUUCAGGUUGCACGGGGAGCCACAGUAACAUUCACCUGUCAAGCUGUUGGAGUGCCAACACCCAUUAUCACCUGGAGACUCAACUGGGGACACAUUCCUACCAGCAACAGGAUUACCGUGACCAGUGAUAAUGGCCGUGGGACCCUCAUUAUUCGUGAUGUGAAGGAGUCAGAUCAGGGGGCGUACACAUGCGAGGCCAUUAAUGCUAAAGGCUUGGUGUUUGGCAUCCCAGAUGGAGUGUUAACUCUUAUUUCAAAUCCAAACCAAGGCAACUGUCCUGAUGGUCACUUUAGCGUGAAUGGCCGCUGUUUGUCCUGCUUCUGCGGUGGAAUCUCUAAAAAUUGCAAGAGCACUGGACGUUAUCGCAACCAUAUCAGUCUGCGGUUCACAGAGGAGGAAAACUUCAAAGGAGUGAACGUUACCUACCCAUCGAGGCCUGGUACUCCUCCUCUCUCCUCCACUCAGCUCCUUAUUAACCCGGAGAUGGAAGAGUUCCAGCUUGUCGACCUCUCACGUCGUUUCCUUAACCUCGACUCCUUCUGGACCUUGCCUCGCCAGUUCCUGGGCAAUAAAAUCGAUUCCUAUGGAGGAUCAUUGAAGUUUAAGGUGCGGUACACACUAGCACGCGGAUUGUCCGAGUCUGUGGAGAAGCCAGAUGUGACGCUGGUUGGAAAUGGGCGCAGGCUUGUGUACCGCAGAGGCAAUGGCACCCCUCCCAAUGUGGUCAACCAAAAGGAGAUCAGAUUCACUGAAGACAACUGGCAGCACUCCAGUGGUCGUUCUGUGACCCGAGAUGAGCUGAUGAUGACCUUGGCCAACCUGGAAAGCAUCAGCAUCCGCACCAACUAUGAUAACCACAUGGUCAGUGUGGCACUCAGUGACAUUGUCAUGGAUACCACGACUGUGGAGUUCAGCGUUUUGGGUCAUGCUAAGGACGUUGAAGAAUGCAGAUGUCCUCCUGGAUACACAGGCCUGUCUUGUGAGAUGUGCUCUGCUGGUUUCGAGCGUGUUCCUGGUGGCUUGUAUCUGGGAACCUGUGCUGGUUGUAAUUGUAAUGGACAUGCUACUGCCUGUGAUCCAAUCAGCGGACAAUGUCUGAGCUGCCAGCACAACACAGAGGGCCCUCAGUGCGACAAGUGUCGUUCUGGCUACUUUGGCGACCCAAGCCGAGGCCGCCCUGAUGACUGCAAGCCCUGCCCUUGCCCGUACACUGAGACAUCACGACGGUUCUCGGACACCUGCUUCCUGAACAUUGACCAACAGCCAACAUGUGACGCAUGCAGGCCCGGCUAUACAGGAAGACGCUGUGAAAAGUGUGCUCCUGGUUAUCAGGGUAACCCUCUUCUGCCUAAUGGAAAAUGUGUCCCUGUCUCAAACCCAUCUACCAAGUGUGAUGAGAGAGGAAUUGUCAGCUCCAGCAGCGGGCCAUGCAGCUGUAAGAACAAUGUGGCAGGCGCUCUGUGUGACGAGUGCAAGCCUGGGUUCUUCCACCUAUCAGGGUCCAACGCUGAAGGCUGUCUACAGUGUUUCUGUAUGGGCGUCACCAAACAGUGUUCCAGCUCCACUUGGAAUAGAGAACAGGUGCGGGGCGGCGUAAACGGGCAACUCUUCUCCCUCUCCAAUAGUGCCAACACUAAUACUAUCACUGAAGGCAUCUCACAAAGGGGCUCCUCUGAAGUUGUCUACCGUUUCUUCUCGAGUCUCCCUGAUGACAUCUACUACUGGGUCCUGCCUGAGAACUUCAGGGGAGAUAAGGUGACAGCUUAUGGCGGAGAGCUUCGCUACACAGUGAGCUUUGAACCAUUUCAGCGCUCUCUUAUGAUUGAUGGUCAGCCAGAUGUGGUUCUCCAAGGCAAUGGAAUCUCCCUGGAACACUACGCUCAAACCAGACCGCUCCCACGUGUCCCACAAAUUGUCACUGUGACCUUCCGAGAGUCUGAAUGGCGUCGUGCUGACGGACAGCCGUGUACUCGUGAGCACCUACUGAUGGCGCUGGCAGACGUUGCUGUCUUCAUGAUCAGAGCCAGCUAUGCCGACAAUUUGGCUGAGAGCAGUGUCUCAGAUAUCCAGAUGGACAUUGCUGUUCCUCACUCAACUGGGUAUGAACGUGCUCUGGAGGUGGAAGAGUGCGCCUGCCCUCAAGGAUACAGAGGACCAUCUUGCCAGGAAUGUGACGAAGGGUACACGCGGACUACCUCUGGGCUUUACCUGGGCACAUGUGGGAGGUGUGAUUGUAACGGUCACGCCAGCAGCUGUGACCCGGAGACCGGCAGGUGUCUGCAAUGUCUCCAUAACACUGCUGGCUCAAGAUGUGAGCGCUGUCAAAAUGGUUUCUAUGGAGACCCAGUCACGGGUGGUGCUCAGGCCUGUAAGCCCUGCUCCUGCCCUGGAAUCUCUUCUAAUAACCAAUUCUCCACGACCUGCUAUCUGGAUUCUGACGGCCAGCCGACCUGUGACAACUGUCCUCUUGGAUUCACUGGCCGACGCUGUGAAAGAUGUGCUCCAGGAUACACUGGUAAUCCAAUGCUUGGACAGAGCUGUAAAGUUGGCAAUGGACGUGAUGAGUGCUAUAACUGUGACCAAAGAGGGCAUGAAAGCUGCAAUAGUGGUGUGUGCAACUGCAAGAUGAACGUUGAAGGCCAGUAUUGCUCCACCUGUAAGACUGGGGCCUUCCAUCUGAGCCAAGAAAACAAAGAUGGCUGCCUGUCCUGCUUCUGUAUGGGUGUCACUCAGCAGUGCUCCAGCUCAACCUACUACAGAGAUCUGGUGUCCUCAGUCUUUUCUCCAGGGAACUUCCAGGGAUUCGCUCUGGUCAACCGUCAGCGCACCAGUCGCAUUUCCACUGGUUUCACUGUAGAGAUUUCCAAUGAAGGCACUCAGCUGUCCUACAGUAACUUUGACUACCUGGGACAGGAGCCUCACUACUGGCAGCUUCCAGGAGUUUACCAGGGUGAUAAGAAAAAUUCUCAUUUUGCUCGUGUGAAACGAAAAGAUCAGAGUGAUUCAUAUUUGCCAGAGGAGCAGCUAAGGAAGGAUGCUUCCAUCUGGAACCUAAUGGCCACUCAGCGUAAAGACACCCACAGAACCAAAAGAGCUAGUCAGGGUGCUGUCAGAGAGCUGGAUGAUGAAGUCUGGGCACUUCUCUCUAAUUUCUCCAAUGGGCAAGCUGGUUCUCCUCCAUUUUUUCCCUCCUAUAAAUCCUCCUCCUUUCCUCCGUACUCUUCUCCCUAUACUUCCCGAGUCUCGACUUCCUCUUCGUCUUCCUCUCAUUCUCGCUGGUCUUUGCGCAACCCUAGUCCCCCACCCCCCCCAUCUGGUAUCGCUUCAGUUAGACCAACUCGACCCCAACCUUACUCCCCAGGACAUGCUCCUCAUCUCCAGCAGAGCAAGAACACAGUGAGCAAGACUUAUAGUACGACUGGUGGGACCAGCAAGUACUUUCUGGUCUACAAAGGUUUCAACUUGCACCAGGAUGGUCUGCUCUACUGGCAGCUUCCAGGGCAGUUCACAGGGGAUAAGGUGGGGUCCUAUGGUGGAAAACUUAAAUAUACCAUUUCCUAUGUGGCUGGUCCGAGAGGAACGCUCCUUGAUGAUGCUGACGUUCAGAUUAUUGGUAAUGACAUCACCUUGGUAGCCCGUCAGCCUUGGCAGCGGAGGCAACAGGGCAGAGAGAUGAAUACAUUUGAGAUCGUCUUCAGAGAGGAAAAUUGGCGUCGACCUGAUGGCAUGAUUGCCACUAGAGAGCACCUGAUGAUGGUUCUGGCUGAUCUCGAUGACAUCCUGAUUCGAGCAUCCUACUCCACAGAGAUGCGCUCCUCCAGCAUCUCUGACAUCAGCAUGGAAGUUGCUGUGCCCAACUACAGCGGCUUGGCACAGGCCCUCGAGGUGGAGCAGUGCCGAUGCCCACCUGGAUACCAGGGACUCUCCUGCCAGGACUGUGCUCCUGGCUAUACCCGCACCGGUGGUGGCUUGUACCUGGGUCACUGUGAGCUCUGUGAAUGCAAUGGUCACUCUGACUCCUGUCACCCGGAGACCGGCAUCUGUACAAGCUGCCUACAUAACACGCAGGGUGAGCUCUGUGAGCAGUGUGCUCCUGGUUUCUUUGGUGACCCCACUGUUGGCACUCCAGAAGACUGCCAGCCAUGUGCCUGCCCUCACACUGACCCAGACAACCAGUUCUCCCCUACCUGUGAGAGCCUUGGAAAUGGAGGUUACCAGUGUACUGCCUGUCAGCCUGGCUACACUGGCCAGUACUGUGAACGUUGUGCUCCUGGAUAUGUUGGAAACCCACAGGCAAGAGAGAAGUGUCGUCCAAAUGAUGUUGCAGCCCCACUCGUAGUCAGAAUUUAUCCAGAGAGAGUCCUAGUGCCACAGGGAAACCCUGUCACUCUGCGGUGUCAGGUGUCUGGAUCACCUCCGCACUAUUUCUUCUGGUCGAGAGAAGAUGGACAGCCAAUCUCCGGCAGUGCUGAGAGACAUAGACAAGGAGCCGAGCUGUACUUCACCAGCGUCCAGCCAAAGGAUGCCGGUGUUUACAUCUGCACCUGCCAAGACCAGCGCAGCACUAACAGGAGCCACGCUGAAAUUGUUGUCACAAGUGUCCCUUCCAAACCUAUCCAGGUAAUCGUUGAAGAGCCCAAAUCCCAGACUAUAAGGGUCGGGUCUACUGUCCAAUUCAUCUGUACUGCACAGAGCAAGUCACCAGCCUACACUCUGGUCUGGACUCGAAGCGGCAAUGGGAAACUUCCCAACCGUGCCAUGGACUUUAACGGCAUCCUAACAAUUCAGAAUGUCCAGCCCGAGGAUGCAGGUGUCUACAUUUGCACAGGUUCCAACAUGUUUGGCAUGGACGAGGGCAGAGCCAUCCUCUACGUGCCAGAGGCCUCACAGACUCAGAUGUUUUACACAUCCUAUGAAAUGUUUGAAGGACGCAGACAUACUGCAGAGGGGGCCCGGCCUCUGGCCACUGUAACUCCCUCAGUGCUGAACGUCUAUCAAGGCCAGAGGGCAGAGUUCCACUGCACAGUAACUGGAAACCCAACCCCUGCCAUCGAAUGGAUUGGAGGUCCAGGUAACCGAAUGAGUCAGAGAGCAGUGAUACGAGGUGGCAUACUGACCUUCACCUCAGUGGACGCGGCUGAUGAGGGAGACUACACCUGCAAGGCCCUAAACACGCAUGGCGAGCACACAGCGCGGGUUUCUCUCCUUGUCCAAAACUCUAACCCUAGCGGUCUAGGCAACCUACCUCAAGUCCAAGUCAGUCCUCAAAAUACAGAAGUCCAAGAAGGUGACACAUUGAGGUUGUACUGCAGAGCAUCGGGAUCACCCACCCCGAAGCUCACCUGGCUGAAAAAUGGAGGACAAAUCCCCCCUCAGGCUAUUCCCUCUCACGGUUUCCAUCAGUUUAAAAGCAACAGUCUCGAUGCGUUACAGAGACGUAUUGAGGACCUGCAGGCUCGUAAUGACCGCACCGACAUCGGUACUCUGUUCAUCCCUAAUAUCAAGGUGGCCGACUCGGGUACUUAUAUGUGUGUCGGCAGCAACAGCAUUGGCUCAAAUAGUGCUCCCAUUAAAGUCAGUGUGCACAAAGCUGAUCAUAGCUAUAAUGUGGUGAGCAUCCAACCAUCCAUAGCUGAUGUCCAAGUAGGCCACAAUCUGGAGCUCAAUUGUUUUGCGCCAGGAAAUCCUCCUCCCCCUGUCAUCUGGACUAAAGCUAGUGGACACCUCUCUGCCAAUCACCAGGUUGUGGGCAGUCAGCUACGAAUCCUGUCAGCUACUGCAGACGACUCAGGAGAGUAUAUCUGUCGAGUACAAGGAAACCCCGGCGGCUCUGGAUCUCAUAUCCAUCAGGCCUCUGUCUCUGUGUCUGUUACUUCGUCUUCUUCACGCCAGCAGAGCCCAAUCAUUGCCAUUGAACCCCACAGCGCUGCAGUGCGUGUAGGGGAGUCAGCCAGCUUCAAAUGCAAUGUGUACAGUGGAGCCCAGCCUGUUAGACUGGAGUGGAAACUGGCCAGUAACAAGCCACUGCCAGACAAUGUCAAAGUUAGCUCUGAUGGUUCUGUUAUUACCAUUACCAAUGCACGCACCACCAACCAUGGUGCCUAUCGCUGUGUGGCAAGCAAUCCAUUCGGCAUCACGCACACAGUAGUGUCUUUGAUUGUUAAGGAGGCUCCUGUGGCCACGGUAACCCCUGUCGGGCCUGUGCAGAUUAGGGUGGGUGAGCCCAUUAACCUGGAAUGCCAAGCUUCAGGAGAGCCCCGCCCCUCGGUUUCAUGGCACAGGCUUGACAACAACCGCAAGGUAGUGCUGAGCAGUCCUGUGCUCGUGGAGUCCAACGCAGUCAUGCAGAUACUAGCAGCACGUCCAGAAGACAGUGGCACAUAUGUGUGUGCAGCUCGAAACAAUGAAGGUACUACUGAGACCAGGGUGGAAGUAAUUGUCGAGGGAGGAUCCCAGUUGCCUACAGUGCCCAGGGCCUUUGUUCCUGAACCGCUUAUGAUUGUAGUGGAGGGUCAAACUGCAACACUGCGCUGUGAGGCCCACGGUUUCCCUGCCCCAGAAAUCAGGUGGGCCAAGCUGCGGUCCCCUCUGCCUUGGCGGCACACGCUUGUGAACAGCAGCUUGGUGUUGCAAAACGUUGGCAGACAAGACUCUGGAGAGUACAUCUGCAGUGCCACCAACAACAUGGGCACCACUAAAGUCACCAUUACGUUAGAUGUAGAGACUCCUCCGUAUGCCACCUCUGUGCCUAAUGAUGUGGCUGUGCGGGUUGGGGAGGUGAUCAGGUUGCAAUGCCUGGCCCAUGGAACUCCUCCUUUGACCUACACUUGGACCAAGCUGGAUGGAAACCUCUCGCCAAGGGCUGAGGUUAGGGAAGGGGACCUCCAGAUAAACCUAGCUACCUCUGAGGAUGCUGGAAGCUACAAGUGUGUGGCCAGCAACAAAGUGGGCAACAGUGAAGUGAUUGCAAAAGUCACAGUCAGAUCUCCAUUGGCAGUGCGUGUAGCACCACAGGUUGAAGUAAAAGCCCAGGGCAGUGCUGUGGAGUUCACCUGUUCAGCAGCAGGUGGUGUAGAAACCAAGAUUGAGUGGCUAAAGGAAGGAGGAGCCCUGCCACCAAACAGCCACAUCAAGGAUGGAGUGCUCAGGAUUGAGAACCUAGAGCAAAGCAAUGAAGGUGUUUAUAUCUGCCGAGCUAGCAGCGUGUAUGGUCAAGCACAGGACACUGCUCGUUUGACAAUCCAAGCCUUGCCAAAGGUCAUGAUCAAUGUGCGUACCUCAGUGCAGACAGUUAUGAUUGGGAACUCUGUGGAGUUUGAAUGCCAGGCUGUUGGUGACCCAGAGCCCACAGUAAAGUGGAGCAAAGUCGGUGGGUCUCUGCCACCUCACAUUGUAGUGAAGGGUGGCAUGCUGAAGAUUGAACAGGUGACAGAGGCCGAUGCUGGCCAGUACCGCUGCACAGCCACCAAUGAUGUGGGCUCAGUACAGUCUCAAGUGGUCCUGAAUGUCCAGUCCCUUCCUCAAAUUGCUGCUCUGCCAAAAACGAAGGAGGUGGCGGUUGGGUCAGAUGCAGUCUUGCCUUGUGUGGCCUCAGGAUAUCCUGUUCCUGAUAUCAAAUGGUCUAAGCUUGAUAGGGAGCUUCCUGCUAAGUGUUUCCAAGAAGCCAACGUGCUGACAGUUCCUCGGGUCACCCAUGAGGAUUCUGGCACAUACGUCUGUACAGCCUCAAACAAGCAGGGCAAAGUGGAGUCCUUUACUACACUUGAAGUCCAUGAGAGAGUAAUGCCAUAUUUUGCCCAGGAACCCUCGUCGUACCUCACCCUGCCAACUAUCAAAAAUGCUUAUAAAGCUUUCAAUAUUAAGGUCAACUUUAGACCUGAUAACGUUGAUGGUCUCAUAUUGUACGCUGGUAUGAUUCUCUACAAUGGCCAGAGAAGGACUACAGGAGCUGACUUUAUCUCUCUGGGGCUUGUGGGUGGCCGCUUGGAAUUCCGGUUUGAUGUGGGCUCUGGCAUGGCCACCAUACGUGACCCGCACCCUAUUAAACUGGGAGAGUUUCACACAGUUGAGCUGCAUCGCAACCUCACCCAAGGAUAUAUUAUUGUAGAUGGAGGAGAGCCCAUCAAUGGCAGCUCACAGGGCAAGUUCCAGGGUCUGGAUCUCAAUGAGGAGCUUUAUGUGGGUGGUUAUCCCAACUACACACUCCUCACCAAAACUGCUGGAAUUAAGACUGGUUUUGUGGGCUGUAUUCGUCAGCUAUUCAUCCAGGGUGAGGAAAUCAUCUUUAAAGACCUUGACCGCAGCUCUACUGGUGUGACAAACUGUCCUACCUGUGAAGAUAAACCAUGUCAGAAUGGAGGGAUGUGUGAGGAUUCAGAGGCUAGUUUGUAUAAGUGCAGCUGUCCCAGAGGAUUUACAGGCAGCAACUGUCAGCACCACUCUUCUCUCCACUGUCACUCGGAGGCCUGUGGACCAGAUGCUACUUGCAUCAACCGCCUGAAUGGCCUUGGCUACGAUUGCCGCUGCCAUCUUGGCAAAUUUGGGGAUAAAUGCAUGGAUGGGGAACUGGUUACCACGCCACUGUUUGAUGGGGAGGAGUCAUACAUCGCCUAUCCUCCUCUGACCAACAUCCAUGAUGACCUGCGUGUUGAGCUGGAGUUCAAGCCAGUGCAGAGAGAUGGCCUGAUCUUCUUCUGUGGUGGGAAAAAAAUGAAGGUGGAGGAUUUCGUCGCCAUUUCCAUGGUGAAGGGACAUGUAGAGUUUAGAUAUGAACUGGGCACAGGCCAGGCGAUACUUGUCAGUCCUGAGCCAGUCUCUCUGGGGCAGUGGCACAGAGUUGUGGCUGAGCGGAACAAGAGGGAUGGCCACCUGAGGGUCGACCAAGGUCCAGUGGAGAGAAAGACAUCUCCGGGCAAAGCCCAGGGCCUCAAUAUCCACACCCUCAUGUACAUAGGAGGAGUGUCCAACAUGGACAUCCUGCCUAAGCCUGCUAAUGUCAGCGACAUGUUUAAGGGCUGCAUAGGAGAGGUUUCCAUCAACAACAAGAAGGUGGAUUUGUCCUACAGCUUCACAGAGAGCAGAUCUAUCAGUAAAUGUGUGGACAGAAGCCCAUGUGACCGGCGGCCCUGUCUGAAUGGUGGUCACUGCAUGUCUAGUGCUGAGUAUGAGUACCAGUGCCUCUGUAAGGAUGGAUUUGAAGGUGAACGGUGCGAGAUAGCGAAGGACGCGUGCCAUAGCAAUCUUCAUUGCCAGAAUGGAGGCAUCUGCAUCAACAGCCAGUGUGUGUGUACACCUGGGUACACAGGUCUCAACUGUGAGGAAGUAUUAUCAGGCCAGGUCGUCAGCUUCCCAGAGGCCCUGAGGAAUUUGGAGUCUAGCGAGGCGAAUGAUUCACCCUAUCAGUAUGCAGCUCAUUUCAACAAUAAUGGAUACAUUGCACUUCCUAAAUCCAUUUUCCCAAGAAGUGCCCACGAUUCACCAGAAACAAUUGAAAUGGAGAUCAACACCAGCUCCUCUGACGGCCUGAUCCUAUGGCAGGGAGUGGAGACCAAUGGUGCACGCAUUUUGCGAAAGGUGCAUGCUAUUAAAAAGGAACCUGGAGAACAUGGCAAACGCAAGGACUUUAUUAGCCUCGGCCUACAGAAUGGACACCUUGUUUUCAGUUACCAACUGGGAAGUGGAGAGGCACAAAUCUUUUCCGACAGGUCAAUCAAUGACGGCAGAUGGCAUAAGAUCACAGCAGUCAGAACUGGAAAAGAUGGCUAUAUCCAGGUUGAUGGAGGAGCCAAGCUACAUGGACAAUCUAAAGGCAAAAGCCUCAUGGUCAACACCAAAGGCAGUAUAUAUCUUGGUGGAGCCCCGGGUAUGACUGCCAUGACAGGAGGGAAGUUUUCAUCAGGAAUGAAGGGCUGUGUGAGGAACCUGGCACUGAUGAAUGCUCGGCCAGGACAGCAGCCAGCCCAGGCCAUUGACCUGCAAGCCCACGCGGCCCAUGGCAUCAACGUGCAGCCAUGCUCUUCGUAGACUGCUGCACACACGUACACAAACACACAUAGAGACUUUGGAGAAACAUCAUACACACACACACACACACACACACACAGCAAACCUACACAAAAAGACUUACACAAAUAGAGCCUGACACAUAUUUGGUGCUUUGCUGCUACCAAAAAAAAAGAUUACACAACAAGAUGCAUUUAUCUGUGUGCAGUAAAACCAAAAAAAGACAGAAAAAUUCAGACAAUAUUAACACGUCUUCUCUUCCUCGGUGUUGUAUUCUUGAUGAAGGACUAUUAACACAGGAAAACCAGUACAGUUUACAUACUUCCAGCAGUAGAAUUAGCCAUGAGAAAAGUAAAACAUAUUAGGCCUUCUACGAUGGGUCAGAUCCUAAGGAGGUGGAGAUGUUUUUACAGCACUGAAUUUUUAUUUAUAUACAUAUGAUUAUAUAUAUUAUAUUUGUGGGGGGAAACAUGCAAACUAACCAUAACUGCUCUUCAUCUUUCCUAGAAUUGUUUCUGGGUUCUAGUACUCUGUGUCCUGGGCUUUUUAAAGGCCUAACUGUAUUAAUACCUGAAGACUUUUAGGCCUUCUUUCUUCACUUCUGUAGAGGAACCUUUUCAUUGCGAGCAUGCUUACAGUCUUUCCUGAACCGUUGGGAGAGGAGUGCACAUGGUCACAGUCACUUGCAGCUUCAGCACACAACUCAGGACGUCAAAUACAAAGGAUUAAAAGCUAAGGAUAUAAGUACCGCUGCUUCAGCUUGGCUUAUUGUUGAUUCACUAGUAAUUUGCAGUGCUUUUUGUCUUCUGUCUAUAUAUUUUUUUAUUUUUAAAGAAAGAAAUCUUGGUGCUAAGGUGAAACAUUAAAAUACAGCACAUAGUCAAAUAGUUAAUAUGUCACAUGUAGAGGUUUUAUUUAGUAAUUUGGCAUAGAUCAGCAUACAGUCAUUACUUUUGUUGAUGUGCAUGGCAUUUUUGGAUUGAUUUAAUGGCGGUAUGGCAUUGUUUGUUGCCUCAACAGCCUUAUUUGAUUGAGUAGAUCUCAAAAAAGGAGUUUAAGUGAACUGAAAAUGUGUCAUUUUUUAUGUAUGGUUAUUGAAGAUAUUGUUUUAUGUGUUAAACUAUCUGCCAGUCAGGUAGAUAUCUGUGUCAACUAAGAAUGAGUGUAUAUGUGAAGUAAAUUUGUUUGUUAUGUAUGUUUUAGACCUUUCCGUUUUUUCACAGAACACUCCACAUUCAGCCGCAGUAAGGGUCAGAUGUGUGCAUUUGGGUUUGUGUGUGUGUGCAUGUGUCAUUAUCCAUAUCCUCAGGAGGAUCAAUGCAGAACUGCCUCAAGGUUUUACACAGGUUUGGUAGCUUUAGAGACACCUCACUAAGCUAUGAAACUCUGAAGGCUCUGUGGUUCUAUGGGAUGUUUUCUCUCCAAAGAGAGAUUCAUCUGCAGCACAUAGUUGGAUUAGUGUUUGGCCAUGUGUGAAUGCAGUGGAAGCCUCCUGCAGGUGCUGUGAUCAAUAGUGUAGCUCUAAUAAAAUAAAGCAUGCUCGCAAGCCUUUAGUUGACCACACCGCACAAUGGCACAAUCACUUUGGGAUUCACAAACCCUUUUCUUGUUUUUUUUGUAAGCUUAAAAUAUUUGUAUUAAUAUCCUAAAAUGAGCAGCAUCCUUUCACAUAGAGUUGCACCGUUUUAAUUUAUUUUGUGUUUUUCUUUUUUUCCUGCUUUUUUAUUGCUUUCUAGGCUCGAUUCUACUGUUUUAGAACAAUUACAGAAGCUUGCUACUUUCUUUUCUUUGGUUAUUGUGUAUUGCCUCCCACACCCUGUUGAUUUUCUCCUGAUGUUCGAUUUCAAUAGGGCCCACCUGGAAAAUUCUUCAAAAAUGACCCCAACAAGGUUCCAUUAAAGGUUAACAUGUGAUAUUUGACUGGAGCUUCCUGGUCAAAUGGAUGAAAAGUGGUCUUAUUAUUCACUAAUUGAAAAAAGUCUUAGGCUCCAAAUGUAUGAGUGCACAGAAUGAUGUCAUCAUGAACAAGCGGGAUGAAGAAAGCUAACGCUGUGGUCCAGGUUAGGACAUUAAAGCAGAUAAUGAUGGUGUGUGUGCCCCUUGGUGGGUGCCUUAUGUGUAUCUGCUCUUAAACUGGAUUUUCACACAUACACUGUACACUGUCACCAAAUGCGGUUAGUGAGAAACUGAUAGCUGCUUUUGGUUUAUUUUACUCCACUACAAAUAAAGAAAGGUGCACUUUUGGUUUUGGAUUUUAACUUGCUGUUUUUAUUUUUAUUUUUUCAUUGAUCAUUUUACUCCUUCACUUCUGAGCGGCAGACAAAAGCAAAUUCUUACUGUAUCAGAUAAAUGAAUGAAAGUGUACCAGCUGAAAAAUGUCUAUGUCAAAAUGACUUGACUGUUUAAUUUCCAAUGUUGAAAGAUGCUCUUCUUGCCCUUGGUGUUUCUUAAUUAAAAACAAAAUUCAUGUGCUAUUUGUA
Haplochromis burtoni (Burton's mouthbrooder) is the source of this 14252-nucleotide messenger RNA. It is a transcript of the gene hspg2, whose product is annotated as heparan sulfate proteoglycan 2. NCBI's taxonomy places the organism in Eukaryota, Metazoa, Chordata, Actinopteri, Cichliformes, Cichlidae. The coding region runs from base 478 to 11793 and encodes 3771 amino acids. Gene Ontology annotation, molecular function: calcium ion binding; protein binding. The record is from RefSeq and is a predicted model, not a curated record. The transcript has 90 exons.